Messenger RNA from Lactuca virosa, 1220 nucleotides. NCBI's taxonomy places the organism in Eukaryota, Viridiplantae, Streptophyta, Magnoliopsida, Asterales, Asteraceae. The record is from the annotation of a GenBank genome assembly.
AAACCCUUCAUUAACAAACUCGAGAACAUCGCGUUAGGCUCUUCUACAGAAAAUUAUAAUCACACCUCCCCUGGGCUAACACACCUUUCACUUUCAUGGCGAUUGUGUUUUGUCCACCGUUACCAACCAGAGCCCUCUCUUGAUCAAACCCAAACCCUAAUUCCACAAAUAAAAACUCCGCUCUGCAUUGUUUACGGCGAUUCCGGCGCUUAAUUUCUUCUGUUCCCUCCAUUUUGAGCCGUUGUGCAAUGGAGGAGUUCGAGCCAAACCAUCUAAAAACCCCGAUGGUCUCUACAAGCACAAGGCACAAAUGUGCAGCAUGUUUUCAGCAGUUCAAGAAAAAAGAGAACCUUGUUGAACACAUGAAAAAAUCCUAUCACUCAGUGCAUCAACCUAAAUGCGGUGUUUGUCAUAAACACUGCAAAUCAUUCGAAUCAUUAAGGGAGCAUAUAUCAGGUCCAUUAGCCAAAGCUCACUGCUCAAGUAUAUUUGCACAAAAUGGUUGCCACCUUUGUCUGAAUGUCUUUGAAAGCCCUGUUUCUGUUGAUGGGCACAAAGAGUUAUGCCUCCAAACUGCCCCUCCCCCCCUCGGGACAAUGAAUAUUCCCUACACAGAAUAUGAAGCCUUAGAAGAUGAAAACUACAUGAGUAAAUAUCCUGAAGCAGUUGCUAUCAACUGCCAAAUGGUUGGGUGUGGUAUCGAUGGAUCAGUUGAUCUAUUAGCUCGAGUUUGCCUUGUUGAUGAAGAAGAGAAUAUGAUAUUCCACACAUAUGUGGAACCCCAACUAUCUGUAACUGAUUAUAGAUAUGAAGUAACGGGCAUAAAAGAAGAGCACUUAAAAAGAGAUGGUAUGCCGGUUAAGGAAGUGAGAGAAAAGAUUUCUCAAAUUUUGUACAAUGGAGAAUCAAUAGGAAAAGCGCGCUUGGAUGGCGGAAAAGCUAAACUUCUUGUGGGCCAUAACCUGGACCAUGCCUUGGAUUGCUUGUUAAUGAAUUAUCCCGAGAAUUUGUUAAGGGAUACUGCAACAUAUCGUCCACUACUUAAAACUAAUUUCAUGAGCCACUCUCUCAAGUACCUCACCAAGACAUAUCUAGGGUACGAUAUCAGAUCAAGCAACAAAGAUCUAGAGAUGAAGGAAAUAGAUCGACCAGUUAAGAGGAAGACAAACCUUCAUCAGAGAAGGGGUAGGGAUAUGGGACGGUGGGGACAGAAGUCCUAG